UUUCCAAAAUUCCAGUAAUAUAACAGGUAAUUUAUUAAAAAAAAAAAGGUAAAAACAAAAUAAAAGGAAGGUGAGACAAAUUAAUUCCCUAUAUAAUAAGACCCAAAAAUCCUCGUGAAUUGCGUGGAAGUUGAACCAAGUCAGAAUUACGACUAUCGCCACACCGUUUUUUACUUUCUCCAGACCACCACCCCUCGUACCUAAACGCAAAUUGUCCACGCCAGUCAAAAUUUUCUCACGUCACUCCGUGCUAAGUUCUCUCCAAUUCAAAACCCCCCUUUCUUCAAAUUUCAAUUCCCGUUGAGCAGUUCUCAAUUAUUCCUCUCUCUCUCUAUCGUGUAAUUCUUAUAUGUAGAUUCCUCAUCGCUGAUUCUAUUGAGCCCCUUAUCUCUUUGGUCAGUAGCAAAUGAGGGGAAUGACCUUGGGUAAAUCACGUGGCAGACCCCGUUCAACGGAGAAAACAUUGAGAAGGUGCAGGAAUAACGAGGAAGCUGAUCAUGUUAUUCUGAUAGAUGGCGAUUCUGAAAAUUGGGACAAUGUUAUUUUCAUCGACGUUCCUGAAUCUUUGCCGAAGAAAAGUCAAGGUUCGAGCAUCCUUAAUAAAGACAAGAGGUGUUCGAUUAGGAAUGUAAUAUACAUUGAUGAUGAUGAUGUUGAUGAUGAAGAUGAGGCCACUGACAGUAACCAUUCUGAUGGUGUGAACAAUGUCGAUUUUGCUGCAGGCACUUCUUCUAAUAGAGAAUCUUGUAAGAACUCUGCAGAUUCUAGAUUUGCUCAAGAUAAUGCAACUCCGGUUAGGUUAUCGAAAUGCAAACGGACCUAUUCUGGGAAAGCUGUCACAAGAAACUGCUAUGGUUUAGAUGCCGACGCGGAAAGCGAGUCGUCGGAUAAUGAUCUUCCUGACUGUGUGUUAGUGGAAGAUUCUACCGAACUUCAACAGAUGUGGGAGAAAGCUUUCACCAGGAGAAGAAAAAAUAUUCCCAGUGGUCAUUCAGAUGUUAAGGAUCGUGAUAGUACCGCACAUAUUAUCGACGACCACCACCAAAAUAUUGAAACAAAUGAUGCUUCAUCUCCGUUUAGAUCAGCAGAUGAUUUUGAUAGACCGAAUUGUGAGCCAGGAAUUUCGAGCAGUCACGUUGAGCAAACGGCGGAAGAACAAGAUUCAUGGAAUUCUGCUUUCAAGGACUGUGAACAGUCAACUAAGGAAACUUCCGAAGUGCAACCCGGCCAACCAAAUCUCAAGUCGUGUGGCAAAUCCACACCUAGUAAACAGGGGGAGGAUAACGAUAGCCAAAAUGAAGACACUUUGCCAUUUGUUGAGACUUGUAUAUUUAAUGAACGAGAAAAGUUUAAGGAAACUGAUGAAUACAAAAGGGCAAUAGAGGUAGAGUGGGCAUCGAGGCAACAAGCUCUUCAAAUCCAGGCUGAAGAAGCACAACAUCAGAAGCGGAUGCGGAAGAGAUUAAAAGCUGAGAGCAUGCGUUUGCUAGAUAUGGAAAGAAGGCAGAAGGAGCGUGUAGAGGAAAUGAGGAGUAUUCAAAAGAAGGAUGAGGAAAAUAUGAACAUGAAGGAGAUAAUACGAACCCAAGUUAGGAAGGAGCUCAGUAUUCUCGAAACUACAUGUUACAGUAUGGCUUUUCUAUUGCAUUCGUUGGGAAUAAAUGUCGGUGGUUGGCCAAAUCCACUGCCACAAGAGGUACAAACAGCGUACAAAAGGGCAUUACUGACGUUUCACCCCGAUAGAGCCUCGAAAUCCGAUAUUCGUCAGCAAGUUGAAGCGGAGGAGAAAUUUAAACUUAUUAAUCGUUUGAAAGAGAAAUUUUCAUCUUUAUAACACUCACCAAAACAUUUUUGUGCAGCUGUAAAAACAUACAUGAUUGUCAAUCCUGCUUCUCACAGGGUAGAUAAACAUCAAUGUUCGUGAAAGAAAUUCGAUUUUUUUAUUUA
Messenger RNA from Erythranthe guttata (spotted monkey flower), 1947 nucleotides. RefSeq names its product Chaperone DnaJ-domain superfamily protein. The record is from RefSeq and is a predicted model, not a curated record. NCBI's taxonomy places the organism in Eukaryota, Viridiplantae, Streptophyta, Magnoliopsida, Lamiales, Phrymaceae.